AGAAGCAGAAUUCUGCCCUGAGCUUUUCUUCUUCGUCUCCUGUUUGUCCUCUGCAGUUUGCUGCGCAAACGGUCAAAAAGCCUGGCUUUUCUCCCACUGCCACCUUCACUCCGCCUUCAAAAGCUGAUCACCACAAGUCGAUCAGCAUAUGAUGGGAAGUAAGGUCUCAGCUGUUGGUUGGUCAUAAGAAGUAUGGCACGUCUAUCAAUCUGAGCACAGAGAGAGGAAAUGUCACAAAGAGAAACAUUUAAGGGAUUAAAUGCAUGUUUGAGUCUAUGCAAAACAUUCGAGACUCGAGACUAAGCAUGGACAUAACACUUUUUUUUUUGAAAACAGAAAGGGUGGCGACAGCAAAGCUACAGGGGUUAUUUCAAAUGGGCAAGCUGUAAGAACAAGGCAUUGACUGUAAUGUCAAUCCCCUUGCCUGACUCCGGACCGCAUUUGGGAAAUGACUGGACACAGCCUAUCAGGCUAAAGCAUCUAUAUGCUGCCAGAGAUGGACUUCAUCUUCAAAUUAGAAGGGAUGGAAGAGUGGAUGGAUCCCCUCAACAAAGUGCUCUCAGCUUGAUGGAAAUACGUCCAGUUGAUAACGGCUGCGUGGCCAUCAAAGGAAUAGCAAGUUCUAAGUUCUUGUGCUUGGAGAGAGAAGGAAAAUUGUACGGAUCUUACAGCUAUGUGAGAGAUGACUGCACUUUUGUUGAGCAGAUUCUUCCAGAUGGAUACAACAUCUACAUUUCCAGCAAGCAUGGCACCCUGUUAAGCCUGGGUGUGAGGACCAGCAGCCAGGUCCAUGGUCAUGAAAAGGGUCUCAACACUCAUGCUCAGUUCUUGCCCAUGAGCAAUAAUUUGAAACAUACACAAAUCUACCACCGUGACUCAGUCCCUCUCUCUGAGCACCAUCAGGACACCCCAUUACACCUGCAAAUAGACAGCAUGGACCCUUUUGGAAAGGUUUCUCAGAUCUACAUACAAAGCCCCAGUUUCAACAAAAGAUGACCACUCCUUCAAAGAAUGUUCGAGCAUUCCACAUAAGGACAAUGGAAGCCAAUAAGUGCUCUGAUUCAGAUAAAAACAGGUCUGGACCAAAGUAGCGCUCUAGAAUCUUUGGUCUGGACUGAGAACAUUCCAGUUGGGCAUUUGAAUAUUGCAGACUGGGACACAACUCCAAGUGAAUGACUCCAGUGUGUUGAUAUUAGCUUGGAUUUUAAGACAGAGAUCUUUUCACAGGGUUUUUACUGUAUUUUGCUGUUAUUUUUCUCCUAAUAAGCUUCAUUGAGUAAAUUCCCAUUAUUUCCGCAUGUAAUGAGCAGUUAGUCAACUGUUUGUUGUCUGAUUAUUUGUUCUUAUACAUUUUGUAAGCCUGAAAAUUUGUGAGCAUUCUUGGUCUGAGACCAUCCAUUGAUUGAGAUGUAGGCCUUGUGCAUGUUUGAUGGAUGUUAUGUUAAGAUGUAUUACGCUACAUUUUCAAAAAUACAUGGUCACAUGGUUCAUAUUUGUGAAACACUUCAACAUUUUACAUAUUUAAAGGUUCAGUCUGCAAUUCCAAUCUAAUAGGCCUAUGUUUUUUGUCAGAUUGUUCCUAAUAUCCUCUAUAGUACGUUCUGUGAAUGUCUGCUA
This is a messenger RNA of Alosa sapidissima (American shad), 1617 nucleotides long. RefSeq names its product fibroblast growth factor 19 (gene fgf19). Lineage: Eukaryota; Metazoa; Chordata; Actinopteri; Clupeiformes; Clupeidae. Gene Ontology annotation, cellular component: cytoplasm. Gene Ontology annotation, biological process: animal organ morphogenesis; positive regulation of gene expression; positive regulation of cell population proliferation. Gene Ontology annotation, molecular function: growth factor activity; fibroblast growth factor receptor binding. The record is from RefSeq and is a predicted model, not a curated record. The transcript is spliced from 4 exons. Bases 409 to 996 code for a protein of 195 amino acids.